Camellia sinensis is the source of this 794-nucleotide messenger RNA. The record is from RefSeq and is a predicted model, not a curated record. Lineage: Eukaryota; Viridiplantae; Streptophyta; Magnoliopsida; Ericales; Theaceae.
CAACUACAAAAAGCUUAUCUAAUUUUCAUUUUAAUUAAUUUUUGAGUCAACCAUCGAAAAAUGGAUCUUCUCCCAUCUCCUAUUUAGGACGUACCACUCCACCUCACAGUUUCUUAUCUAAUCUAUUGGGAGAAGAAGAAAUCUGCAUAGCCUUCUGUGAUCAAUGGGGGAAAUCACUGGUAAUCCAACUUACAGCUGCAGAAAUUGCAGAAUUCCAGUUGCGCUUGGCGAUGACCUUCUUUCUAAAUCAUUUGUGGCAAAAUCUGGACAAGCUUACAUGUUCGCUCAUGCCAUGAAUGUCGUAUUGGGAUACAAAGAAGACAGGGAACUUCUAAGUGGUGUUUUCACUGUUUGUGAAGUUCGUUGCAGCAAAUGUGGAGAGGAAUUGGGUUGGAAAUACAUAAGAGCUUAUAACCCAAGACAAAUGUACAAAGAAGGAAGGUUUAUAAUUGAGAAAGCCAAAAUUCUCAAAGAAUAUUGUUAGUUAAUAAUUAUCUACGCAUGAAAGAUAAGGGGAUAAUGUCUAUCCUAAAUUCCAUACUUUCAUUUACAUAUCCUAAUGGCAUGUUUGAUUGGGUGGCAUGUUUGAUUGGGUGGAUUAGAGUAUGGGAUUGAUAUUAUUAAUCCGUGAGCCCAAUUAUCUUAUGUUUGUUUUAACAUUUUGAUUUAGGAUUAUUAAUCCAAUGGAUAAUUAAUCCAACAAAUUUGUAAGAUUAUUAUACGUGUAAACUUUGUGUUGCAUGCUAAUUAUAUCCCUAUAAUAUAAUAAUAUAUUGCCUACUUUGUUUUUGUUU